AAACUGACUUGCCUUUAUGAAAAUGCCGAGAGCAAACACGCCGGAAGGGAGAUAUGGUGUAGAAAGUCGUUUCACCGCUGCGACCCAGGCCAUCCGACGCCGCUUCGUUAGUUCCUCAACCUGCUGUCUAUAACCUCUUUUCCAAGAGGGAAAACGAAAAAAUCUUACGUCGUGGUCAACUUUGCUGCCAUUUUUGUCGUGUGAUUUAGUAUGGCAGCCUUUCAAACAACACGAGUGUCCCAUUUAUCAAAGACAAUGAUGAAAGCAAAGACGAUUCUCACUGCUCAGUUGUUUACAAUAAGUGUACACUCAAAAUGGCGAUUCAACCCACAAUGCACUGCGGCUUUUGACAGCGUUACGUCACCUGACAAAGACCGAUUUCAGGAACUCCGACGUAGCGGAAGUCGUCAAAUGACGUUGCUGUUUUUUUCGCUUUCGGCGGGACGAGGUGUGUUCUGGAAGCACCCGGUACCCAAAAGUUUACCGACAACGAGACAAUUAUUUACAUUAUUGUCAUUUCAGUAUUAUUCGAGUAUGGCCUUCCAAGCGGAGGCAGAUAUCUCACCGGCUCUCACGCAUGUGAAAGAAAUCGAUGCCCUGUUACGGUGUCCAAUUUGUUUUGACUUUCUCAACAUUACAAUGAUGACGACAUGUUCCCACAACUUUUGCUCCUUGUGCAUCAGGAAAUUCUUUUCUUACAAGCUUCAGUGUCCAGUAUGCAAUGCCAAAGCGACAGAACAAGAUCUACGCAACAACCGCUUGCUGGAUGACUUGGUGGUAAACUUUCGUGCUGCAAGACAACAAUUGUCAGAAACACAUUUUGGCGCUCCGCCUAUGUCCCCAAAGCACCCAGCAUCAGUCAAAACCAAAGAACCCAGAUACAAAGAUCAGAUGUGCAAAAACUCUGUUGUGAGUCAAUUUUUCCAAAAGAGGCCAAGUCAGUCUGCCAAAGCUGACCAUACUGGACGUACUGGCAAUUCAAAUGACAUGGACCUGCACUCAAUAACUGUGAAAAAAGAGGCCAUGGAUGUAGGAGAAGUAUCCCCGGAGGAUGCGGUAUCUGUGAAGCUAGAGGUCACAGAAUUGCACAGCAUCAGCGAAGAGUUGCCGCAUACUUCUUCAUCACCGCCAACAGAUACAAAGCCUGUAAUCAAAGUGGAGUGCCCUGUAUGCUCUGUAUGUGUGUCUCCGAUGUUCAUCAACAAACACCUGGACAUGUGUCUCACUAGCGAAGAGAAGAAGGAAAGCUUAAGGAGCUCCUUUGGAAAGACAAGGCACCCAAUGGGGAAGCUGGUGUACCACCUGCUUUCACUGCAGGAGUUGAAGAGGAGGCUCAAGGAAUGCAACCUUUCAGUGCAAGGGUCCCGAGAUCAACUCAUUAAAAGACACAAGGAGUUUGUGCAUAUUUAUAAUGCACAGUGUGACUCACUCAACCCCAAACCAGCUGACGAAAUUGUUAAAGAGGUGGAAGCCAAUGAGAAGAUUAAAAAUCAGCUUAAGGACGAAGUCAAACCUGUUAUGGUCUUCUCAAAAAAUCACUCUGAAGAGGAAAUUGAUGAGGUUCAUUCAACAUAUAGGAAACAGCACAGCAGUGACUUUUCGCGACUGGUUGCCCAGGUUCGCGGUCGCCUAGAUACAACCAAGAAGACUCGCAUAAAACAGGAGGUGGCUGCAGGAGGCGAACAGGCAGAACAAACGCCUUCAGCAGCUCAAGUCACAGAAUCAAGGAAUUCGUUGGACAUCAAGCCUGAAAGCGAGGAAGAAACAGGGCCUUCUACAAGAGGCAUUGUUUUGUCUAACAGCCCCACUUACAGUGAUGUGUCUAUCAGCAGUUCAAUUCCUGACAUCUUUUCACCAGAACGUUCGCAAAAUAAGUUUAAACGGGAGAACUCUGAGGAGCAAAGUGUCCUUUCCCAAGGCCUUGCUGCGGGACAGGCUCCUAAGUUGCGACCGGGUAGACGACUUGCUAGUGCCACUGCCGUGCGGCCCAUUGCUCCUGCAGCUCCUCCUGUUCCCCCAGCUCCUGCCGCACUGCCCCAGGUCAUUGUUAUAUACCCUGGGGCAGGUGGGCCCUCAGCUGCCCCUGUCUUGGCUCUUACUCCUGUUGCCUCAGUGGCUCCUGUGUCCCGCUCCACACUGAGGAACAGGCGGCGCAGGGCAGAAGAGGAAGCCAGUGGAGUCCAGAAAAGGAGGUAUGUCCGUGAAGUGCCAUUUAACAAGUGCUCAAUGUGUGGGCAGGCCAAAACUAAAGAGUUUGGACACAGCCGCUUCGGCAGGGCCACUUUUUGCCCCAGUUCAUCUGGAGGCAAAACUUUAGAAGAGUGGCUGAAUGAGCAGCGCCAGCAGAAAAAACUGGGAAACCCGCCCCCAUAAAAAUAAUUUGGAUGUGGACACAGUUGGAAAUAAUGUAGAAUAAACUAUAAAUAUGUGAACCCAUUUAUCCCACUAAAAUGUAAAUUCUAUUACCCUUUUCCCCUGUAAAUAUUAUGUCAUGUUUAAUUUUAUAUUACUAAAUACGGCAUUAUAUUUGUACAAUGUUUUUUGCAUGUUGCUUGUUUUUUACCCCAAAUUACUAGGGUGUUCAUUAUGGCAACUGUGUUAUGUUUUGCAUAUUGUUUUGUAAAUAAAUACUGACUCAGAUUCUUUGUGCUGCUUUUAUUGUCCGGGGGCUGGAGUGUUCACUUAACUAAGGCAGUGUAAAUCACACCUGUUUGUUUCUGAAUACAAGGCUCCUGCUGGGGGUCAG
Messenger RNA from Corythoichthys intestinalis (scribbled pipefish), 2746 nucleotides. It is a transcript of the gene rad18, whose product is annotated as RAD18 E3 ubiquitin protein ligase. Gene Ontology annotation, biological process: protein monoubiquitination; DNA damage tolerance. Gene Ontology annotation, cellular component: nucleus; Rad6-Rad18 complex. Gene Ontology annotation, molecular function: ubiquitin protein ligase activity; single-stranded DNA binding. Lineage: Eukaryota; Metazoa; Chordata; Actinopteri; Syngnathiformes; Syngnathidae. The transcript is spliced from 13 exons. The record is from RefSeq and is a predicted model, not a curated record. The coding region runs from base 211 to 2373 and encodes 720 amino acids.